AUGGCCAGCGAGAAAGUGCUGAAUUGGCUAUACAGCGUCCUUGAAUACUUGGACGUAAAUCGCACUUAUCACGACGCGGCCGAGGCUCUUGCCAACUACCCGUCGCUCAGCGUUCGAACUGAGCCCUACACUUACGAGAAUGGCGUAUCAGCGCUCUUACUGCUCCUCACAGGCACGCUGCCUGUCACAUUCCGUGGUGCGACGUAUGGUUUUCCGGUAGCAAUAUGGGUGCCUCAUGCCUACCCGCGAGAACCGCCUAUCGUAUACGUGACGCCUUCUCAGGACAUGGUCUUGCGGCCUGGACAGCAUGUGAGCACAGAUGGGAAGGUGUACCAUCCGUAUCUGGCACAAUGGGCGCAGUAUUGGGAUAAGUCAACUCUCUUCGACUUCCUAGCAGUCUUGCGCGGCGUUUUCGCGAAAGAGCCGCCUGUGCGAUCGAGACAGCAGCAGCCGCAGCAAAGUGUGCCCGCGCAGCAAGCUCCUCCACCUGUACCUCCACCUCCAGCUGAAUGGCGACGCGCAGCACAUGGGGCGCCCAUUUCCUCGCCUUCACCAGCCGUAUCGAACCAAGCUCCUGCUCCUCCCCCAAAGCCACCAAAGCCUCAUGAACAACAGCGGUCCACGCCUCAAACACCGCAUGACAGAUAUUCGCAACCGCCCCCUCUACCGCCGCAUCCACCCCAACAAUCUCAGAGUAGAUAUGAUGGGCCAUCAAACUGGCAGCAGCAGCAACAGCAGCCGCCACCACCAGGACAACAGUAUGGGCCCAGUGGACACGAGAACCGGAACAUGUCGAUGUCACGGCCUCAACAUCCACAAGUACAGGCGCAUACCUACUCUCAGCAGUCGUUCGAAACGGGAAGUCCAGUAAUCCCAAUGACGCCCAAUGGCCAAAUAACCGCAUCACACUUUCAAGGCUCGGGACCUCAUCAAGUAUCUCCUCUCCAACCGAGAAAUCAAUAUCAAGGACCCCCGGCACCUCCGCAACAACAGUUUACACAACCUCCUCCAGCACAGCAGCAUUACCAACAGCACCCGCCAGGUUAUCCUCCGCCUCAAAACCAACAAUACCCACAGCAACAACAACCACAACAGGCACCAAAGCCCCCAGUCGACCUUCUCGACGAUUCACUAGAGGUCACACUGCCCUCACAGUUAGGCAACCAAAUCCCUAUACCGGUGCCACCGGUGCCACCAAAUCCUGAAAAAGAUGCGCUUCUCCGGGCUCUCAGCCAGACGCUUGUCUCGCAAAUCAACCAAACAGUUUCAUCUAACAUGGCUGCCAUAGCACCACUUCGUGCUCAGCAAGCGGCUCUUCAAAAUGCACAUGCUCGAUUACAGGCUGAAUUAGGCGAACUACAGCAGCUCGAUGCAGCGCUUGCCUCGAAUGAACAGGUGUUGAAGGGUGCCAUGAUCGAGGCAGAUCGAGUCAUGGAAGAUGCGAGAAGGAGGAAGGCUCCAGACGUUGAUGAUGUUCUAGUAGCGCCCACAGUAGUUGGGGGCCAAUUGUAUACUUUGACUGCAGAAGAGAAAGGCAUUGCAGACGCGCUAUUUGUUCUGGGACGAGCGCUUGACAAAGGGCGAAUUACCCCGGAUGUAUUUGUUAAGCAAACGCGAAGUCUUGCUCGAGAGCAGUUCUUGAAAAAGGCGCUUAUCAAGAAGAUUGCCAGGGGAAUGGCAUUGGACGAAUAUCAGAUGCAAUAA
Bipolaris victoriae FI3 is the source of this 1704-nucleotide messenger RNA. RefSeq lists its product as hypothetical. Gene Ontology annotation, cellular component: ESCRT I complex. The transcript has 5 exons. Lineage: Eukaryota; Fungi; Ascomycota; Dothideomycetes; Pleosporales; Pleosporaceae. Bases 1 to 1704 code for a protein of 567 amino acids. Gene Ontology annotation, molecular function: ubiquitin binding. The record is from RefSeq and is a predicted model, not a curated record. Gene Ontology annotation, biological process: endosome to lysosome transport; protein transport; protein modification process.